Molecule: messenger RNA, 2538 nt
Organism: Plenodomus lingam JN3
Lineage: Eukaryota; Fungi; Ascomycota; Dothideomycetes; Pleosporales; Leptosphaeriaceae
Biological process (GO): mitotic DNA replication checkpoint signaling; DNA replication initiation; mitotic G2 DNA damage checkpoint signaling
Source: RefSeq, a predicted model, not a curated record
AUGGACGCGACAACAGAUCGAGGCUAUGGGACAAGCCAGCUGCCCCUUGCCGGCGCGGUGCUCUGCUGCACCGCAAUCGCCCAUGAGCUGCGUACACAACUCGCCACCAUCGGCGCGCAAAUGGGCGCGACCAUCAUGCUCGACCUCACCUCCGACGUAACCCACCUCAUCGUCGGCAACACCGACAGCGCCAAAUACCGCUAUGUCGCCAAGUCUCGCGAAGACGUCAAGGUGCUCUCACCCGCCUGGCUGGAAGCGCUGCGACAAGUCUGGAUGCAAGGACAUGACCAUGUGGAUGUCGCUGCGCUGGAACAGGAAUACCGCCUGCCAACUCUGUUUGGCCUGAAGAUUUGCCUGACUGGCUUUGACAACCCGGAACAUCGACGGUACAUUCAGGAGACGGUGGACAACAACGGGGGCGAGUACCAUGGCGACCUCACCAAAGCCGUCACCCAUCUCAUCGCCGCCGCACCCUCUGGCAAAAAGUACGAUUAUGCGCUGAACUGGCACAUGAAAGUGGUCUCAUUGGAGUGGUUUGAGCAGAGUCUAGAGCGCGGCAUGAUACUCGACGAAACUCUCUUCCAUCCGACUCUGCCCAUUGAAGAACGAGGCAUAGGCGCCUGGGACCGCCAGUCGACGACACCAGUCUCCAGAAAACGGUCACUGGACCCAGACCCAAGCCAAGCCCUGAAUCCUUUCCGACGCAAGCUACGACGCUCUGCGAGCACCAAGUUUGGGAACCAGAGCGAUGCAUUGUGGGCUGGGAUUACGGCAGUGAGCAUGGAAAGAGAGCAAGAUGAUGGGGAUGAUUGGACGGAGCACAGCACGAUUGAGCAGGGUGACUCAAAUGCCCAUACAACAGCCUCUGUUGCAGGCGGCGUGCCUACUGUCGAGGACUCUACUUUAUAUUCCAAUCCCAUAGAUGCACCUGCGUCACCCUCGGACGUGCUGGCACAGGGACGCUCUUCCAAUGGGUUAUUUGAAGGAAGAACCGUGUGUCCCUUUGGUUUUGACAGUGAGAAAACCGAUAUUUUACGCCAGCACCUGAACAGUCAUGGAGCCCGUGUCCUCUCCACCAGUGAUGUCAACAAUGCAACAUCUGAUGAAUUAUCACGCGGCUUUCUGAUAGUACCGCAUGAUGCGGAGGUUGACUACACGCCGAUUGCCGAGCGCGCCAAAUCACUCAUGAGUAUAGUGAGUAACUGGUGGGUGGAACGCUGUCUAUAUGGCAAGCGCCUAGUCGACCCGGCCGAUGAUGUGCUAAGUCGACCGUUCGGAAAGCUUAAAGUUUCUGGUUUCUCGGAUUUGUCAGUCAACUCGACUGGAUUCGCCGGAAUUGAACUUCUCCAUGUGACCAAAGUAGUUGCAUUGUUGGGUGCCGUCUAUGACGAACAUCUUUCUGCAAAAACUUCGGUCAUAGUUUGCAACUCCACGGGAGCAAACUCACAAAAACUCAAGUUCGCAGCGGAGAAGCGGAUCCCGGCUGUGACAUCUGCAUGGUUGUCGGAUUGUAUACGUAACUGUCGUUUGGAGUCGUACGAUGAUUAUCGAUGCAACACCAGUGCGACUCCCCAGAUUCGAGAUGCAAAAUUAAAACCACGUACCUCUAUGGAUGCGCCGGUAGGUGCCGGUCUCGAGGAUAGCAGCAGCAAACCGCGCCACAACAAACCACAAUCUGCGAAGAUAGUAUCGAAACCCCCAGUGUUACGAAGACCACGUACUCUCGAGCUGGCGCCGUCAGCUGAUGCUACAUCUACGGACGCCUCCAACAAGUCGACGCCUGACCAACAAGACGAUUCUACACUUCCCAAUCUGGACGGCCAUGCAUCCCUACCCCUCCAACACAUCAGCGCCAACUCCCCCCGGCGCCCCUCCACAUCCUCCGCCUCGCUGAAAUCCGCCGCGCGCGCACGCAGUUCUUCCGCAGAGUCCCUGAUCCGGGCCGUCCCAGCCCCAGCCCCCAAAAACCAACGCACUUCAACCACAUCCACAACCAAAUCACAGCUCCCGCAAAAACCUUCUCCAGACCCCGUGAUCCCAACUGCCGACGACUCCCUCGAUCCUUCCGAACCCUCCGUUCCGCCACAGCCGCACAUUCCGCCCAAGCACGUCUCAGCCGCCGACAAGGAUUAUUCGGAUAUCUUGGCGCAGUUACGUGCGAACCGCAAGACUGCGCCUCUGCCUGCUGAAGCGCCGGACGGCCAGCGGCGACGGAGAAGACUGUUGGGCCGUGCGACGAGUACGCGGUCAAACCAGAGUGCAGCCAGUUCCGCGAAUGCGACUUCUAAUGGUGAGAUUUGUCUGGAUGGUGAGGGGGAGGAGGAGGAAGAAGAUGGUGAUGAUGGGCUGGCGGAAGAGUAUGAGCCCAGUCAGCGGUUGGGGUGGGAAGAGCCGGGGGCCGCCAAGGCGAGAGAGGUUAUGAUUAAGAGGCUAGGCGGGACGAUUAAGGAGAAGAGUGUGGUGGUGCAGGGGAUUGGGAUGGUUAUGGAUGAGGAGGUAGAGGUUGGGGGGAGGAGUGUUAGGACGAGGAGGCGGUGA